Messenger RNA from Mandrillus leucophaeus (drill), 1322 nucleotides. It is a transcript of the gene RELL1, whose product is annotated as RELT-like 1. Gene Ontology annotation, biological process: positive regulation of p38MAPK cascade. The record is from RefSeq and is a predicted model, not a curated record. NCBI's taxonomy places the organism in Eukaryota, Metazoa, Chordata, Mammalia, Primates, Cercopithecidae. The transcript is spliced from 7 exons. The coding region runs from base 137 to 901 and encodes 254 amino acids. Gene Ontology annotation, cellular component: plasma membrane.
CUGGAACCUUCUGUUGAUUUUGGUGAAUCCGGGAGCAUGCUGGUAUAUUUACAUCCUUCAGAAAAGACUUACCCAACAAGGGUGUGAAGCUGUGGGGUGUAUCAGUUGUCCAGCUCUGAAAAGAAUCUACUUAUUUAUGUUUGUAAAAGCUGUGAGUAUUUGGCAAACGGGGUACAAUGGGAGCAGCCGCACGUUGCACUCCAGAACAGAGACGACCCCGUCGCCCAGCAACGAUACUGGGAAUGGACACCCAGAAUAUAUUGCAUAUGCGCUUGUCCCUGUGUUCUUUAUCAUGGGUCUCUUCGGCGUCCUCAUUUGCCACCUGCUUAAGAAGAAAGGCUAUCGUUGUACGACAGAAGCAGAGCAAGAUAUCGAAGAAGAAAAGGUUGAAAAGAUAGAAUUGAACGACAGUAUGAAUGAAAACAGUGACACUGUUGGGCAAAUCGUCCACUACAUCAUGAAAAAUGAAGCGAAUGCUGAUGUCUUAAAGGCGAUGGUAGCGGAUAACAGCCUGUAUGAUCCUGAAAGCCCCGUGACCCCCAGCACACCAGGGAGCCCACCCGUGAGUCCUGGGCCUUUGUCACCAGGGGGGACCCCGGGAAAGCACGUCUGUGGCCAUCAUCUGCACACGGUGGGCGGUGUUGUCGAGAGGGACGUGUGUCAUCGGUGUAGGCACAAGCGGUGGCACUUUAUAAAGCCCACCAACAAGUCCAGAGAGAGCAGACCACGGCGCCAAGGCGAGGUCACGGUCCUUUCUGUUGGCAGGUUUAGAGUUACAAAAGUGGAGCACAAGUCAAACCAGAAGGAACGGAGAAGCCUGAUGUCUGUUAGUGGGGCUGAAACCGUCAAUGGGGAGGUGCCGGCAACACCUGUGAAGAGAGAACGCAGUGGCACAGAGUAGCAGUGUCCUGAAUGACAGCUCAUCGACACAGAGUGAAACUCCAGAUAUGUGACAAGCAGCAUGGGACAGAUGCUGACAAUCAGAACAGGUGCUGGAUGUAAACAACUGGUCAGGCUGCACUGGUGCAUGCUGGGAGAAUCACCUGCUCUGCAUCCAGGGAGCAAAUGCAUCUGCAUGCUCAGCACGACACCAGCUUACCUCCCUGUGCAAAUCCCCUCCCCUAGUCAGCCUCAUCCAAAUCUUCUCCUGCAGUAGCAGCUUCUAAAGCCGCAAGGGCCUCCGCCACCGCUGCAUCCUCGUCCACAAUCUCCCCAUCUCCGUCUCCAUCGGAGCCAUGGGCAUCCUCCUGCCUGUUUCCUGAGUCAACCACAGGUAUGGCAUGAGCAGGACCCUUCUCAUUAAAGCAGAUGCUUUGAACUUC